ACAAGUAACGCGUUACUUGCCAACCUUGCUUCUCCUAUAAUCCUAUUGGACAUUGGACGUCGUACGUCGGAUGUUGUAUGCUACAUGAAAUGUGAAUCCUACAUAAGGAACAGCCAAAAGUGAAAAUACGUGCACGAACAGGUGCCAUUAAUUCAAGAACGCAAGAAGACGUGCACGUGCACUUGAAGGAGAAGACAAAAGGUUACAAACGUAGAGAGUGUCUGAAAGGAAUCGAAAAAAAAUAGGACACGCAUCGAGAUCUGAGGCUUCGAAAUCUUGAAAAAAAAAAAAAAAAAGGAGUCGGAUCUGAUUGUCAAAUCAAAUCGAUAGGUCGUCGUCGAGUAUGACUUUGUUGCGACGAAUCAAACCAGCAUACAGACUCUUUGACGAAGGUGUUAUCUUUCUGCGUCGAAGUAACGCUGUUCCAUCUUUCAGAACAUUCAACUCUUCGACGGUACUCGCGAGACAACAACAACAACAAAAAUCAGAGAACAAUAACGAAGUGAAGGACAAUAACGACAGCCGGUUUGGCGGUGACAAGAGAUCGUCUAUCGACGAGGCAACGAUCAGGAGGCUCGAGAGGUUGGCGUUGGUCGGCUUCGAAUUCAAGCAAAGCAAGCGAGUGCUGGAGGAAGCAAUAGCUUUUGCCGAGCGGCUGCGGACGGUCCACAUUGACGAGACGGUACGUCCGAUGUACAGCACCCUGGAGAACGAUUGCAUUCAUCUGCGGGACGACGUGGUGCGACACGACGUCGAUCGGCGCGAGAUACUGAGGAACGCCGCGGUGCUGGAAGGAGAAUACUUUGUCGCACCGCUGACGACGAGCAAGAAGAAAGAAAGUGAGUCUAAACAAUGAGUCUGGAGGC
This is a messenger RNA of Mycetomoellerius zeteki, 866 nucleotides long. RefSeq names its product glutamyl-tRNA(Gln) amidotransferase subunit C, mitochondrial (gene GatC). The coding region runs from base 344 to 856 and encodes 170 amino acids. Gene Ontology annotation, cellular component: mitochondrion; glutamyl-tRNA(Gln) amidotransferase complex. Lineage: Eukaryota; Metazoa; Arthropoda; Insecta; Hymenoptera; Formicidae. The record is from RefSeq and is a predicted model, not a curated record. Gene Ontology annotation, biological process: regulation of translational fidelity; mitochondrial translation; glutaminyl-tRNAGln biosynthesis via transamidation. The transcript has 2 exons.